AUGAUCAUAAAUGAGGCCUUGAUACUUUAUCCAUCUGCAGUGCAUCUGUUACGAAUGGCUCGCGACUCGAUGAAACUUGGAAGGCUCUCAAUUCCAGCAGGCACACACCUUGAGCUUCCCAUACUGGCAAUUCACCAUGACCCUGCAUUGUGGGGAAAUUAUGCCAAAGAUUUCAACCCAGGGUGGUUUAGUGAAGAAAUUGCAAAGGCUGCAAAGCAUCUAAUGGCAUCCAUGCACUUUGGUGCAGGUCCAACUAUUUGUGUGGGCCAAAAUUUUGCCUUGUUGGAAGCAAAAUUAGUUUUGGCCAUGAUUCUACAAAAAAAUUCUUUUGUGAUUUCCCAUUCUUAUGCUCCUAUGUUUUCACCUACUCUGAUUCGUCAAUACGGAGCUCAGGUUAUCUUCCGCAUGCACAUUUCUGAGAAUAGUACUGCCUAG
Messenger RNA from Cryptomeria japonica (Japanese cedar), 435 nucleotides. Its product is annotated as 11-oxo-beta-amyrin 30-oxidase-like. The coding region runs from base 1 to 435 and encodes 144 amino acids. Gene Ontology annotation, molecular function: oxidoreductase activity, acting on paired donors, with incorporation or reduction of molecular oxygen; monooxygenase activity; heme binding. The record is from RefSeq and is a predicted model, not a curated record. The transcript has a single exon. Lineage: Eukaryota; Viridiplantae; Streptophyta; Pinopsida; Cupressales; Cupressaceae.